Racocetra persica is the source of this 1166-nucleotide messenger RNA. The record is from the annotation of a GenBank genome assembly. NCBI's taxonomy places the organism in Eukaryota, Fungi, Glomeromycota, Glomeromycetes, Diversisporales, Gigasporaceae.
AUGCAUCAAUCUAAUGAUUUAUUGGAUUAUGAAUCAGUUGAUGAAGAACUUGAUGAUCAUAUUUGGGUGGAUGAAAAAAUCGAUAAAAAAGCUAAUAGUUAUUUUGAAGUUUUACUAGCAGCUGCUAGGAAUAAUAAUUCUUGGAAAGUUGCAAGUAGACCUAUUUAUAAUUAUGGUGAUUCUGAAAGAACAUUAAGACGAAAAAAAGCUGAACUAAAAAAAGCAGCACAAAAUACAAAAUCUAUUACUUUCUACUUAUCUUUAACCAAUUCUUUAAAGUUUAAUGUUGCUUUGACAUUUACUCAUAAAUUUUUAGCUGCAGAUGUAGCAGUGCAAUUAAUGAAGACAAAUUUGGUUGAUGAGGCUGUAGAUACAAUAGUGAUUGAUAAGGAUGGAGAUACAAUAAUAGUUGAUAAUGCUAUAGAUUCAAUAGUUGAAUCAGCAGAAAUAAAUGUGAACGAUGAUAAAGCCUAUAUAAAACGAGCAAUUGAGGAAUUAGACAAUAUGUUAGAGAAAGACAGUAAACAAAUUGAUAAAGGAACUAAGGUUCGUUUACAAGCUGCAUUGCAAUAUUUGCGUUUGAGAUAUCAAGGUUGGACCAAAAUAAAUUCAAGUGUGACAAUUGCUGGGUCAUUAGGCUGGGGAGCUUACAAAACAAGGUGUAUUCGCAUUGAAAAAAAAACAACUAUAAGUGAAAGGACUGCAUUAGAAUGGCUUAAAAAAUUAGGAUGGAGUUAUAAGGAAUGGAAAAAGGAUGUAUAUGUAGAUGGGCAUGAACGGAAGGAUAUAAAUAAUUUAACAUUAGUUAAAAAAAAUAUUUCUCUUAAUCAAAAACCACAUUGUAUAAUAACACAUAAUGAGACAACAUUAGCCGCUAAUGAUAAUAAAAAAACUGGAUGGGGGCCUGGAGGUGAACAAAAAUUACAUCCAAAGGGACAAGGCAGGUAUAUUCAUGUUAGUGAAUUUUUAUGUGAACCUUUGGGACAUGUUUAUUUAACUGUAGAGCAACAUUUAGCCCACUCAGAAAUUCCAAAUAGAUAUGUUACAGAGACACUUGAAGUUGGUGUAAACCACGAUGAAAACAAAGAAAAGAUCUGUUGUAACAUGAGAAAAUUAGCAAGACAGCCAGAUUUUAUAGAACAAAAAAAUGUUCUUGAAGACAUUGU